UUGAAAAUGGAUGGAAGGGUGGAAGAGUUACAGACAGUUGGAUUAUACAUUAGUUGACGUGGCUGAAUCUGGAUCGUGAAUUGGUUGAGUGGGGGGUGGGGACCUAAAGGGCAAUGUUCUGUUCUGUGUUUCAAAAACGCAACUGCAGAAUUAGAGGGAGAGAGAGAGAGAGCGAGCGAGCGAGCGGAGAUAUCUUCACCGAUGGUUUUAUAGAGAGAGAUACAGAGAGCGAUGUCGACACCACUGAUUCGGCGGCUGGCACCGUACCUGGCAGCGCGAUUCCGACAGAACGAGAGGUUCAUCAACUCCGUUCCUGCUUCUUCUUCUUCUUCGGCUUCUAUUCUUCACCGUUCAACUCCGACUUCCUCUUCUUCUCCUGAGCCCGUUCACAUGACCGAAAGCUGCGUCCGAAGAAUGAAAGAACUAGAAGCAACUGAGUCAUCAUCUGAUGGAAAACUGCUUCGUCUGAGUGUAGAAACCGGUGGAUGUUCUGGAUUUCAGUACGUUUUUAAUCUGGAUGACAGAAUCAACUUAGAUGACAAAGUUUUUGAGAAAGAAGGGAUUAAACUGGUUGUUGACAAUAUCUCAUACGAUUUUGUCAAAGGUGCAACUGUUGAUUACGUUGAGGAGCUAAUCCGUUCAGCCUUUGUGGAUGGGCCUUUAACCCACAUGUAUAAGAGGAGUUAUAAAAGAAUAGAGAAGGGUUCGAACUUCAAAGGAAUUGGGCCAGUGGCUAAGCAUCUGGGGUCGGAAAUGAGCAUGAUAGUUUAUUAGCAGGACAAUGGAGAGUGAAAAAUGAUGCUGCAAUUACCAAUUAAGCGUAAACCUUGUCAUGGAGAUAAAAUGAAUGAAGGGAAGGAUGAGUGUAGUAAAGGGGGGAGAGUGGAAUUUAGGAAAGAAUUGGGGCUUAGGGCUGGGAGGAUAGCUUGUCUAGCAGCACUAAAUUUCAACUUUAUUUCUGCAUUUCUCUAUUAUCAGUUCCUUCCAAUUUCCAGUAUCUACUCUAGAAUGUCCUAAGCAGUAUUUUUAUAUAGUAAGAGUUUUCCUCGUUAAUUUUCUAUUCUACUUUUAAUCCCAGUACCAGUUGCUUUCUUAUUACAAAUGGAACUUUGUUAUAAUGUUCAUAUGGCAAUUCAAGUCUUGAGACGAAAUUUGUCUGUAAACUGCAGCAAAAUGUCCCAAACAUGGUUUAUCUUAUAAGUUUCAUGGUAUUAUUUUUUUCUUUGAAGAUAAGUUCUGUGUGUGGGGUUACACCAAGUGGAUUAGAAUUUAAUCAUGUUUGCAAUUAGACCACUUACAUCCAAAUCUUUUUCAAUUUUUUCACAUAAAGUUUUCUGAGUUUUUAUCUUUAGCUAUUGAACUGUCCUCCGUAUAAGAUAAUCUCCCUGUUAGAACUUCUACAACCUUAAUCCAUUGAUUCCUAAAUAACUCAUGGUGAUAAUUCACCUUCUUCUGCACAAUAGGUGCUAUACUAACUUUUCUAAUGUAUUUGUUCAUCACCCGAUUGUCCAGUGUGUUGACACUUCCAAUGUAAAAUGAUCAUCUAUACAAAUACAAUAUUAAGCUUUUUUAUUUUGUUGGUUCUAUUAAUGACCAAUAUUCACGUUCAGUCUCUGUAUAGACAUAUUUGGUCUUUUUCCCCACAGAACAUUGUUGCUCUUGGUAGAUGCGUGGCAAAAUCUUUCCAUAGGCUUUUUCAUGGUACCUUUUUUAGUCAUAAAUAACACUGCAAACACUCCUUUGUUUCA
This is a messenger RNA of Arachis ipaensis, 1748 nucleotides long. RefSeq names its product Iron-sulfur cluster biosynthesis family protein. The record is from RefSeq and is a predicted model, not a curated record. Gene Ontology annotation, biological process: iron-sulfur cluster assembly. Gene Ontology annotation, molecular function: iron ion binding; 4 iron, 4 sulfur cluster binding; 2 iron, 2 sulfur cluster binding. Gene Ontology annotation, cellular component: mitochondrion. Lineage: Eukaryota; Viridiplantae; Streptophyta; Magnoliopsida; Fabales; Fabaceae.